Molecule: messenger RNA, 423 nt
Organism: Fusarium odoratissimum NRRL 54006
Lineage: Eukaryota; Fungi; Ascomycota; Sordariomycetes; Hypocreales; Nectriaceae
Exons: 1
Coding region: 1-423 (140 amino acids)
Source: RefSeq, a predicted model, not a curated record
AUGCCCGAAUACACCACAGACUAUCUACAGUCCUGGGGUGAUGAAUGGGUUGCCCGUUGGUCAGAGGGCCUCUGGGCUCUGGAAAACAUGGCAAGGUGCACCUUGCAAUACAUCAAGAUCUACGCAAACUGGGAUGUUUGUGCUGGACUUUCCAAAAGCGCUUCCUAUAGGUAUAGAACUGAACGUCUUUUUGGUGUUGAAUGGACACCACAUGAGGCUAAUAGUAAUAUCAACUACGAAGUCUCAUGUGGCUUCAGCAAGCUCGCCUGGCGAGAAAGCGAGUGGGCUAGGGAUCGUCUGGAGAAAUUUGAGGAACUAUACUGGUCGAACGAGCUCAUUGCAGAGGGCCACUUCAUGUGCGGCUGUAUCUCCGGCACUCUUUUCAAAAUGGUGCUUUGGAUCGAUUGGGUUGAGCAACGCUGA